AUGAUGGUUGCCGGCCUCCUCGUGCGCCAAUGCGCAGCGCUCGAUGCUCAGAUCCGCGUUGAGCGCCAGCCAAAGGUGGAAGACUCGCAAGCCAGCUUGGGCCACGCCGUCUAUGCCUCAUACAUCAAGUUUGAAGGCCGCCAUUAUAUCAAGACUCUCUACAACCAACCCGAGGAUGCGGAUGGCGUGCAAAUCGGGAGCUACGUCCCUGGGAAGCACUUUCUCGUGGUCCCCAAAUACGGCAAUUUGGCUGGUUCGUCGAGAUCGCUUCUUGUCGAGAAAAGCAGCGAGCAUCAAACGAAAUCGGUUGGGUGCACCGAGAAUGAAGAGAAAGAGGCCAGGAGCACAGACCGGGGAGGAGUUUGGAUGGCCUACGACCAUCUCGGCGUUCGGCAGAUAUUCUAUGUUCCACCCGACAAGAAAGAUGCCUGGAACUCCAGGUUCCCCAAGGUUGAGUAUUUGUCAUAG
This is a messenger RNA of Gaeumannomyces tritici R3-111a-1, 468 nucleotides long. RefSeq lists its product as hypothetical. Bases 1 to 468 code for a protein of 155 amino acids. Lineage: Eukaryota; Fungi; Ascomycota; Sordariomycetes; Magnaporthales; Magnaporthaceae. The record is from RefSeq and is a predicted model, not a curated record. The transcript is spliced from 2 exons.